AAUCUAGGAUGAAAAACUUUUCCGACACGAAAUCAAAGUCUUCCUUCAAGUCUUCUCUGUACUUUCGGUUUAAUCUGCCUCUCACCUUCAUGUAAACUCCCCCGUAUCUUCUCUGAACCAAAACAAAAACCCUUUUGAUAAAAGCCUUCAAUAGAGUGAUCAAGGGCACAUACCAAGUUCCUUCUGCAAAAUCUAACACACAAGGCAAAAAAAAAAAAGUGUCUGAACUUUGAAGCCAUGGAUGGCAAAGUAGAUUGGUCUGAACUUCCCAUAGAGCUAUGGCCAAAGAUUGGAAAAUCUCUCGAGAACCACAUGGAUAUUGUACGGUUUCGCAGUGUGUGUGAGUCAUGUCGAUCUUCCAUGCCUCCCCCUCUUCCAAAUUCUCCUUCUUUUCCUAUGCAAAUCCCCCACCCUUUGAACCAUUCCAUAGAAACCUUGCUCAAUCAAGCCACGGUUUAUGUUAUUGAACCAACCGAUGCAAAUGGAGCCUCCAAGUUAGAGCCUUUGCCAGUUUCUUCCAAAGGGUGGUUGAUCAAGGUUGAGGAAUCAAAGAAUCACAACCACAAUCACCCCUUGACUUUGCUGAGUCCAAUAUCUGAUCGCAAAAUCGUGUACCCUCAUGGCACCAAUUCCCCCGUGUUGUGGAACUUGUUGGAAUUUCGGGUCAUUGAGUUGUGCAAAUCAUAUACCACCAAUAUCUCAUCUGCAGCAGUGAGCAAAGUUGUGUUCUUUCCCAAUUCCCCUUGGAUUGGUGCUCAAGAUUCUGUGGCUUGCUGCAUCUUUUUGGAGGGCAAGUUGGGGUUCAUGAAACAUGGGGAUGAGAAAUGGACCCUUGUGGAUAACAAGAACUUCUUCUACGAUGAUGUUAUUGUGUUCAAGGGUCAGUUUUAUGUGACUGAUGAUCGGGGUACCAUUUCAUGGAUUGAUACCUCUUCCUUGAAGUUGGUUCAGUUUUCCCCUCCCUUGUGUGGGCUUGGGGACAAGAAGCAUUUGGUGGAGUCAUGUGGGAGUCUCUACGUUGUUGAUAGGUACUACGAAAGUGAAACCUCAAGAAGAAGGAACUACGUUGGAGGACGAGAAGAUCGUGUUGCUGCCGUGGUGUGUUUCAAGGUUUAUAAGUUGGAUGAAGAGUGGGGAAAAUGGGUUGAUGUGAAAAACUUGGGGGAUAGAGCUUUUGUUUUGGGUAAUAGUUGUAGCUUCUCUGUAUCAGCUAAAGAGUUAACGGGGUAUCAAGAGAAUUGCAUCUACUUCACGGAUAUCUUUGAUGUUCGUGUGUACAACUUAGACGAUCGUAGUAUCGUGUCUAUUGAUUUUGAUCCUUGCAUUGACAAGUCCAUGUGUUCUCAUUCAUCUUGGACGAGAAUUGGACGAAACUAGCUUUGCAAUAAUGGAUCAUGAGUUUAAAGCAGUUGAAGACUUUUGUAUGGAUCCCUCUCCAUGAAGAAGUGCAGAGUGCAGACACACUACUGAGUGGCAUACAAAUGGAGUAUUGAUCUUGAUUUGUAGAAAAUCACUUUGCCCUGUUGUGUAAUUAUUGGUUCAUUUGCUGAAUGAUCCCGUGUCACGAGUUGGUUGAGAUGAAAAUCUUGAUUAACUGGUUUGUUCUCCAUGAUCUCCUCGAGUUGGUUCAAUUUGUGUUUCUACAUGUUUUAUUGCUACAAUCAAGCAUGUCUCUGGCUUUAUUCAUGAUCAAAUGAGAAUUGCAUUUUCAGUUCAUACAAA
Glycine soja is the source of this 1722-nucleotide messenger RNA. Its product is annotated as F-box protein At2g26160-like. NCBI's taxonomy places the organism in Eukaryota, Viridiplantae, Streptophyta, Magnoliopsida, Fabales, Fabaceae. The transcript is spliced from 2 exons. The record is from RefSeq and is a predicted model, not a curated record. Bases 238 to 1377 code for a protein of 379 amino acids.